Myotis brandtii (Brandt's bat) is the source of this 1198-nucleotide messenger RNA. It is a transcript of the gene SLC25A33, whose product is annotated as solute carrier family 25 (pyrimidine nucleotide carrier), member 33. The record is from RefSeq and is a predicted model, not a curated record. The transcript has 7 exons. Gene Ontology annotation, biological process: pyrimidine nucleotide import into mitochondrion. The coding region runs from base 1 to 915 and encodes 304 amino acids. Gene Ontology annotation, molecular function: pyrimidine nucleotide transmembrane transporter activity. Lineage: Eukaryota; Metazoa; Chordata; Mammalia; Chiroptera; Vespertilionidae. Gene Ontology annotation, cellular component: mitochondrion.
AUGAGGUGCGGGGGCACGGUUGGUGCUAUUUUCACUUGUCCACUCGAAGUCAUUAAGACAAGACUGCAGUCUUCGAAAUUAGCUCUGCGGACAGUCUAUUACCCUCAGGUUCACCUGGGGGCCAUUGAUGGAGCUGGAGUGGUGAGACCAACAUCAGUGACGCCUGGACUUCUCCAGGUUCUGAAGUCGAUCUUGGAGAAGGAGGGACCAAAGUCACUUUUUAGAGGCUUGGGUCCAAAUUUGGUUGGAGUUGCACCGUCAAGGGCUGUGUACUUUGCAUGUUACUCCAAAGCCAAAGAGCAGUUCAAUGGCAUUUUCGUGCCUAACAGCAACAUUGUGCACAUUUUCUCAGCUGGCUCUGCAGCUUUUGUCACAAAUUCCCUAAUGAAUCCUAUAUGGAUGGUUAAAACCCGGAUGCAGCUAGAACGGAAGGUGCGCGGCUGCAAGCAGAUGAACACGCUCCAGUGCGCGCGCCACGUGUACCAGACGGAAGGCAUUCGUGGCUUCUAUCGGGGAUUAACUGCCUCGUAUGCAGGGAUCUCAGAAACUGUCAUCUGCUUUGCUAUUUAUGAAAGUCUGAAGAAGUAUCUGAAGGACGCGCCAUUCACCCCCUCUGCAAAUGGGACUGAGAAGAAUUCCGCAAGUUUUUUUGGACUCAUGGCAGCUGCUGCUGUGUCUAAGGGAUGUGCCUCGUGUAUCGCCUAUCCUCACGAAGUGAUCAGGACGCGGCUGCGGGAGGAGGGCACCAAGUACAAGUCUUUUGUCCAGACCGCUCGGCUGGUCUUCCGGGAAGAAGGCUACCUUGCCUUCUAUAGAGGACUCUUCGCCCAGCUCAUCCGGCAGAUCCCAAACACGGCCAUUGUGCUGUCCACCUAUGAGCUAAUUGUGUAUCUGUUGGAAGACCGUCCUCAGUAACAGGCCCGAAACUUGUGCUCCGGAAGAAUAAAACUGAAAAACUCGAUACAGAAUUUUUUUUUCCCAUUGAUGUUUAGAAUGUUCGAGGCCGAUACAGGAAAGGCCAUAAAAUAUGUGGCUCAGUCACCUGUUGGACAUUUCCUUUUGGAUUCAUGUUUUCUGGAAGGUUUAAAUUCAUUAACGUUAAUAGUUAAUUUUAACUUUUGUUGUUGUUUUUUUAAUUUAAGAGGAUUCAGGAUUAAGCAGCAAGUAAAUUAAAUCAUGCUAUUUAAUUUAAGUAUAA